AUGGCAAUUCUUGCAGGCAUCAAUAUUUUUCUCGCCAUCGCGGCAUCUCUUGGCAACGCUCUGAUCCUGAUUGCUCUUCAUAAAGUGACGUCUAUUUAUCCACCAACAAAACUGUUAUUUCGAUGCCUGGCAGUCACCGAUCUUUUAGUUGGUCUCAACACUCAACCUAUUUACGUAAUGAUUCUUAUUUCUUCAAUAACAAAGAGUCGCGCGGAUCACAUUGUAGCCCGGCUUGAGCAAUAUCGAGGGUUUUGGAGUGGUUUGUUGCCUCUAGUAUCGGUUCUCACAUUAUCCGCUAUAAGUGUCGACAGACUUCUUGCCCUAUCUUUAGGGCUGAGAUAUAGACACACUGUAACCUUAAGGCGCGUUUGCGCCGUCAUAGUCGGUGUGUGGUUACUAAGUGCCCUAACUUACACAGGGGUUAUAUUCUUUGUUAAUAAGAUAGCAUAUUACUUUACUAGAGGGACCUUCAUUUUCUUAGUCAUAAUUUCUGUGGUUAUUUCAGCGUUCUGUUACAUAAAAAUUUUUGUCUCUCUUCGUCGUCAGCAAGCUCAAAUUCAACAAGAACAAACAUACGGAGCACGCCAGAGUCAACUAAAUAUAGCGCGAUACAAGAAGACAGUGUACACCAUAGCAUGGGUGCAGUUAGCUUUACUUAUUUGCUAUGCUCCAUACGGCAUAGCAUUGUUAAUAGGUCUGGCUAUUAACAUACCCCAUUCUUCCACCGAAACGAAAGUCGCUUGGCGAGCAUUAUUAACUCUCCUGUUUUCGAACUCUUCUUUCAGCCCGGUACUUUAUUGUUGGAAGAUUAGAGAUGUGCGACAAGAAGUGAAGAACAUUAUCCACAAAGUUUGCUGUUGCUCUUAUUAA
Porites lobata is the source of this 870-nucleotide messenger RNA. The record is from the annotation of a GenBank genome assembly. NCBI's taxonomy places the organism in Eukaryota, Metazoa, Cnidaria, Anthozoa, Scleractinia, Poritidae.